Molecule: messenger RNA, 240 nt
Organism: Clunio marinus
Lineage: Eukaryota; Metazoa; Arthropoda; Insecta; Diptera; Chironomidae
Source: the annotation of a GenBank genome assembly
AUGACUCAAGUUAAAUGUCAAAGUACCUACGGCGCUAAGGGGUUAAGUGACUUAAAACUCAAAGCUCCCAGUUUCUUUGUUCAGCAGGUGUUCAUGCAAGAAACACUCAAUGUUUUCAUCUACAAAAUAUUUAUGUCAGACAUAAUUUCAUUUUCACAUAGUUUCAGCUUAUUGGUUGAUUGCUUUAAGUCGCGACCUUAUCACAAUACAUCUCACUUCUUUUUUCUCACAACAUCAUGA